Messenger RNA from Cucurbita moschata (crookneck pumpkin), 1822 nucleotides. Its product is annotated as protein NRT1/ PTR FAMILY 5.8-like. Gene Ontology annotation, biological process: transmembrane transport. The coding region runs from base 80 to 1768 and encodes 562 amino acids. Gene Ontology annotation, cellular component: membrane. The record is from RefSeq and is a predicted model, not a curated record. The transcript has 4 exons. Lineage: Eukaryota; Viridiplantae; Streptophyta; Magnoliopsida; Cucurbitales; Cucurbitaceae. Gene Ontology annotation, molecular function: transmembrane transporter activity.
CUUUGCUAUCUCUGUCUCUGUUUUUUUCCACCGCCAAUUCUCUGCAACUUCCGAGCUCGAGCUCAAGCUGUGCGCCGCCAUGUCGGGAGGAGGAGGAGGAGGAGGAGGAGGAGGGCUGCGGCGGAGACCAAGGCUGAGUGGAGCGUGUAUUCUUCUCAUAGUGGUGUCGGGGAUGGAGAGAUUCGUGUUCAAAGGGGUGGCGUCGAACAUGGUGACGUAUCUAACAGAGGUGAUGAAGAUGGGGAACUCGGCGGCGGCUAAGACCGUGAACACCUGGUGCGGCUUCACUUCCAUGCUGCCGCUGCUGGUGGCGCCGCUCGCUGAUUCUUAUUGGGAUCGUUAUUCCACCAUUUUAGCCUCUGCUUUUCUUUACGUCAUGGGGUUAGUUGCUUUAACAUCAACAGCAUUAGCACGAUCAUGGUCACCAGCAAACACAACCUCCUCCUUCCUAUUCUCGUCUCUCUACCUCAUCUCGCUUGGCCAAGGCGGAUACAACCCAUCUCUCCAAGCCUUUGGUGCCGACCAGCUCGACCAUGACGUUGCCGAACUCCCGAUUGACACGCCCAAAACACCGUCCUCCUCCGAGCAUAAGGCAAAGAAGAAGAGGUUGUUCUUCCAAUGGUGGUACUUUGGAGUGUGCAGUGGCUGCCUCCUUGGUGUGACGGUCAUGUCCUACAUUCAAGACACAUUUGGUUGGGUGAUUGGGUUUGCCAUCCCCAUGGGCGCCAUGGUUUGUUCUGUGGCGGUUUUUGCUUGUGGCACUAAGAUUUAUCGGUAUAAGAUAGAGGAGGAAGAGGAUGGGGUUGCGAAGAGAGGGCUUGUGAUCAUGGUGGUGGAGCUUGUCAAAGCCUCGGCUUCUAGGCUCGUUUGUGCUACAAAUGUUGUUGCCUUGUCUAAGAACAAGCCUCGUGAUGAUGUUGAGUUUGAGCUGCAAGAGAGCAAGCCACUCUGCCAUGAAAGCUCAGGAGCCAUGAAAUCCAUGGAAGAAAACACCAACAUGAUUCCAAAAGAAAGAUUAUGUGUGGCCGACAAGGUGAAGCUGAUUUUGCGGCUGCUACCAAUUUGGACAUUGCUUCUAAUGUUCGCUGUAAUAUUCCAACAACCAGCUACCUUCUUCACCAAGCAAGGCAUGACAAUGGAGCGGAACAUCGGCGCCAACUUCAAGAUCCCGCCCGCCACCCUCCAGAGCUCCAUCACCAUCUCCAUAAUCCUCCUCAUGCCGUUGUACGACAACGUUUUGAUCCCGAUCACCCGCCUCUUCACCCGCACUGAAAAGGGUAUCACUGUCAUGCAGAGGAUGGGCAUUGGCAUGUUCCUCUCUACCAUUGCCAUGAUCCUCGCUGCCCUCGUUGAAGCCAAGAGGUUGACGAUGACUAAAACCACAUCGUCAUUGUCGUAUGCACCACUUAGUAUCUUCUGGCUGUUGCCUCAGUACAUAAUAUUAGGAGUUUCAGACAUCUUUACAGUGGUAGGGAUGCAAGAGUUCUUCUACUCAGAGGUUCCCGUGAGCAUGAGAACGACAGCAUUUGCACUGUACAACAGCGUGUUCGGUGUCGGGAGCUUUUGCAGUGCGAUAAUGAUAUCAAUCGUGGAGUUAUUAACAAGUUCGGAUGGGAGGCCGAACUGGUUUUCGGAUGACAUGAGCAAGGCUAGGUUGGACAAGUAUUAUUGGUUGUUAGCAUUUUGCAGUGGAUUGAGCUUUGUAUUGUAUGUGAUUUGGUGUAAAUGUUGCAGAAACAAGAUCAGUGGAGAAGAAACAGAAUAUUGAAUUUGAAUCAAGCUUUAUGAGUUUGAAUGGAAUUGUGGAGUGAGGUUCUAACUA